Messenger RNA from Meloidogyne enterolobii, 672 nucleotides. NCBI's taxonomy places the organism in Eukaryota, Metazoa, Nematoda, Chromadorea, Rhabditida, Meloidogynidae. The record is from the annotation of a GenBank genome assembly.
AUGGAGGGAUUCAAAGCAAAAAUUGAAGGAAGGCUUAAUGGAGAUGGAAAUUCAGGAAAACCCUUUUUUGGUGGCUAUUUCACGCUUCGACGAGCAACUCCUGAACUGGAAACAGAAUUUUGUAAUUUCUACAAAAUUGUCCUCAAUUAUAUUGAACGCUGGUUUCAACUUCAAUUGUUGCCAAAAGGGAUUUCAAUUAUUAAUUUGGAAAAUAAGGAAUUAAUUUAUGCUGAAGUUGUCCAACUGGCGGAGCAAAUUUGCCCGGAGAUUUCAGAAAAUGAUGAACUUUUUGAUGAAGUUUCACAAUUAAAUAAAGCUCUGACUGGCAUUAAUGAAGAGGAUUUUUAUCUCAAGACAACAGAGCAAAAAUGGAGAAUGAUUUUUGAUGUUACUGGAGCUACAAAAAAAUACAAAAACUUGUACCGGAUCGUCAGUGCAGCUAUUUCGAUUCCAGUUUCAAAUGCAUUUAUAGAACGCAUCUUCUCAAUGGCAAGUAUUCAAUGGACGAAAGAAAGAAACUCGCUUGAGGUUAAGACUGUCAGGGCUUUACUUCUUGUGUCAGCGAAUUUUGACAUGUCAUGCAUCGAAAUGCACAAAAUGCUCAGUGGAAGCAAGAAAUUAUUAGAAAAGAUUCAUUUAGGAGGGAAAUAUGAAAGAUUUGAGGACGAAUAA